ACACUGUGAAUUUUAACUUAAGGCGCUGUCCAUGCUGCUGAAUGGCCCCGCGGCGAGAGGACCGACGAGCCCACGAGCGUCAUCCUUUCCCUGUUUCAUACCUGAGCUCUCGAGGAUGAUGGACGUCUACACUUUCGACAACACAUUUCAAGGACUUGCGGAUUUAAAACCUAAAUGAAGAAUCCACUUCGGCUUCGACAACAUGUUCCUGAACACAUCAUUUGUCACGUUCUUUCACUGGCUAUCUAUUUACUGACCACCUCGACCCCGAAACAGCCAGUGACCAUUCAUUCAUUCAUCAAAGAAAAUGAACUGCUGUGAAUUAGUUGCCCUUCAAGCGUAGGAUAUCUGCAAUUUAUUCUAAGAGGAGCAGCGAUACCCUUCGAGAAAUGGCUCGCCUGCUUGUUUUGGUCAACUCCGUGGUCCUGUUGCUUUUUGGCAGCGGCAUGUUCUUGGUAGGAGCAAACCGGCCACCGGCUCCUGUUAAUGUGUCCGUCAUGCACCUGCGAGCCGACUCGGCAACUGUAUCCUGGGAAGUUCCAGAGGGAGAUAUAAUAAUCGGCUUUUCGAUCUCACAACAGAGGCAGGAGGGACACAUGCAACGAUUCAUUCGGGAAGUCAACACCACCAGCCGCUCUUGCGUCCUCUGGGACUUGGAGGAGGAGACAGACUACAUCAUCCAGGUCCAGUCAAUUGGCCUUCAUGGGGAGAGCCAAGCCAGCAAGAAGGUCCAUUUUCGAACCCUCAAAAAGACAGAUCGCUUCCCCUCCAACAGCUCCAACCAAGAUGACCCCACUGUGCAGGGCCUGGAUAAGUCCCGACAUCUACAAACAGGAGAGAUGAUCAUCAUCGUGGUGGUCCUGGUCAUGUGGGCAGCUGUGAUUGCCCUGUUCUGCCGGCAGUAUGACAUCAUCAAGGACAACGACUCCAGCAACAGCAGCAGUAAGGAGAAGGCCAAGCCGUCGUCGUCGGAGAGGAGCACACCGGAGCACCACAGCGGGGGGCUGCUGAGGAGCAAGUUUCAUCCUUCUGUGCCGUCUAUCAACAUCAUUGAGGUUUGAGAAGAAGCAAGACAACGUUAAAUCACUCUCUCUUCGAACAUCAAUGCAUUCCUCCACCUUUGUCACUGAUGAGAAAACAUGCGUAGUGGAUCGUCAUCAGUGAAUAGGGUUGGCUGAAGCUGUGUUUGCAAAAUGCACCCGGCAUUUGUAGGAAAACACCUAACUACAUGUACACACACACACUGUAUCUACAUGACCACACACACAUUACAGUACAGUAGCUACUCCUGCAGGUAGAUAGGACACAAACUAAUGUUAACCCAUGGUGCCGUUAACACUGAUGACUGCCAGCCACUUGGCAAGUUAUUGCAAUAUAAAAAGACACGAUCAUCUGAUCAAGGAGGCCGGUCUUCAUGACUUUAAAGUCGCAGUGUAUUUUUGAUAUUGGCAUGUGCAGUUAGACACCACGUUCACCUGGUAUAGGCAACUCAGCUCUUAGUAAAUCAACAUUUUCCCAUUGCAACUAGUGUUAAUAUAUUCAUCACAUCUGUAUGUUAUCGUACUGCUUAGGGCAGCUUGGUAACAGGGAGAGAAAGCAAACAUGUAUUCAUUUGUAAGAACCGCCACAGUGACAUGUCUUAAAUUUUCGAAUGAUAUUAAAAUACAUUGUAUUUUUCCACAUUUCAUAAUGUUUCAUAAUGUAUGUACAUAUUUCAUUCAUUUGCUAACGUUGCAUGCAGGUCAUUUGCCUGUAGAAUAGCAUUUGAUGUGUGUUCUAAGUUCCAACAAUGGAGAAUAAACAUGAUUGCAGUCCCUUGAA
Molecule: messenger RNA, 1821 nt
Organism: Trematomus bernacchii (emerald rockcod)
Lineage: Eukaryota; Metazoa; Chordata; Actinopteri; Perciformes; Nototheniidae
Gene: fndc4a
Product: fibronectin type III domain containing 4a
Exons: 6
Coding region: 390-1061 (223 amino acids)
Molecular function (GO): protein binding
Source: RefSeq, a predicted model, not a curated record